Pistacia vera is the source of this 796-nucleotide messenger RNA. RefSeq names its product pathogen-related protein-like. Bases 32 to 796 code for a protein of 254 amino acids. The record is from RefSeq and is a predicted model, not a curated record. The transcript is spliced from 4 exons. Lineage: Eukaryota; Viridiplantae; Streptophyta; Magnoliopsida; Sapindales; Anacardiaceae.
UUCUCACAUAAGGAACUUUAAUUUCCCGAACAUGUCAACAGGUGAAGAUGCUCCAGUUACAGUAGCUGCACAAGGAGGAGAUAAAUACAGGUCCUUCCUGAACGAUGAAGGUGGAGAGAAAAUUCAAUGGAGACAUGGCGGCCCUCCUACUUAUGAUAGCGUAAAUCAGCUCUUUGAAGAAGGCCGAACUAAGGAGUGGCCGAAAGGUUCCUUGGAAGAAACAGUGCAAAAUGCUAUCAAGUCAUGGGAGAUGGAGCUCUCACACAAGACUCGCUUAAAAGAUUUCAAAACCAUUAAUCCUGAGAAGUUUAAGCUCGUUGUUAAUGGAAGAGAAGGAUUAUCUGCAGAAGAGACACUAAAAGUUGGAAGCUACAACGCUUUGUUGAAGAAUUCAUUGCCAGAGGAGUUCAAAUACUACAAGGCAGAAGAAGAGAGCUUUGAAUCAUCUCAUGAAGUAUUUCGAUCGGCUUUACCUCGAGGGUUUGCAUGGGAAAUUCUAAGUGUUUAUUCUCGGCCUCCUGUGAUUGCUUUCAAGUUCAGGCAUUGGGGUUUCUUUGAAGGACCUUUCAGAGGACAUGCUCCCACUGGAGAAAAGGUUGAAUUUAUUGGGUUGGGAACUAUUAAGGUUGAUGAAUCACUAAGGGUAGAGGAUGUUGAAAUCUACUAUGACCCAGCAGAGUUAUUUGGAGGAUUAUUAAAAGGGUCACCAAUCUCUGAAACUGUGUCGAAGAAAGAAGAUAAGAGUGCUGAAAGGUCAACACCGAUCCAAGGCUGUCCUUUCUCCCACAAAGUAUAA